AUGUCGGCCAAGCUCUACGUCCUCAUCAGUUGGCCCGACGGCAGCCGGGUGAUCAACAUCGAGAACAUCAAGGAGCCCCGUAAGCCCUUCCACCUCUAUGCGGUGGGCGAGCAGGUGCUGGCUCGCUGUCCCGGCUUCAGUGGGCUCUACUGGGGGAUGGUGGAAGGCAUAAGUGAGCAUAAAGAUGUUUUAGAGAAGAAGCUGCUGGAAGAUAGACAACUCCUGGAGAAGUUAAAAGAAGAACCGGCCGUCCACAGCUUGAUGCCACCCCAGCCAAAAAAAUCCAGGAAAACCUUCCCAAAGUGGACCCCGGGGAAUGCAUCCAGGAAAUACCAUGGUGACAGGACUUACCCUGCCAAGCCACUGCUGAGGACGGUGGAGGCCAGCCUGCCCCAUGACGCUGGCAGCUCCUCCAUCAUCAAGGAGAGACGUGCCCUGGGCAAUGCGGCAGGAAGCCCCCGCUCACUGGCAGGGCCCCCCCACCCAGCCAGUGCCUUCACACCCCCAUCCACAUUUAUCGCCAUGGCUAUGCCAGGGACUUCCCAGGGUGAAGAGGACAGGGUUGGUCCAGCUACCAGAGAUUACGUUGCCCUGGCAAUGAAGAGGAAGUCAGAUGGCAUCUUGUCCCAAUGCCAGCAACACAUCUGUCUGAACAGCUGUGAAGAGCGAAAGCUUGACGCUUCGCAAGAGACGGAUGAUUUUGAGAGAGUUGAGAAAAAUUUUGGUCCUGGUGAAAUGGAAAGAGCAGAGAAGAUAGAGCAGCUGGAGAGGAUGGUGUUGGACCUCCAACAGGAUGUCCUCUCUCUGAAGAAGAAGGUGCAGAGGCUGGAAUCCCUGUCCUUCCAGGAGGAACCCCACCGGCAGCCAUGCGAGGUGGUGGAGCUCUUCAAUGGCUACACCAAGGAACAGCUCAAAGAGACCAUCCGGUUUGACCAGAAAAUCAGCACUGCCUGCAAGACACUGCUCUACAAGCUCUUCACGUCUGACUACAUCCAAAGCCACUCCAUCACAGGGCGGAGGGGCAAUACUUUCCGAGAGGCGAAGCCCAUGAUGGAUGAACGCUGCAUCAAAAUCAUUAGGGUGCUGUUGAAACAGAAAUUUGGAGAUCACCUCAGUGACACAGUGAUCACGGAGAAGAUACAAAACGUGCAGAAAGCCCUGAGGCAGAAGUUUAAGACAGAAUGUCUCUGAUGCAUGGGGGACUUGAUGUCUCUUCCUACCAUGCUCAUUGAUGUACCUGAGGAACCCUCCCAGAAAAGACGAGUACCAUCUGCUGCUGUUCAGCUGAUUCCCCCCAAAGGAGCCAACCCAAGUGAACCGCGUGCUAAACACAACACAAACUUUUCACUGCCAAACAAACCUCUGCCUGCGUUAAUCGAGCGGGAAGUUUGCCCAGCUUGGCUAGGUUUUUGCACAUCUGCUAGCACUUGACAAGUUCCUUUCCAUCCAGUCUGUGCGCAAACCUCACUGUGGGGUGCCUGUAAUGAUCUCUGGGCCUUUUUGAUGGACAUACUCAGAAGUUUGAGGGUUCCCGUUGGGUCCAAUACGGGUCAGUAAGUCAGCUUUGUUCCACCUUGCAGUGGGUUAGGGAGAAAGACUGGCUCUGGGGUAGGGAGUCCAGCUGCAGGUGGACUUUGUGUCACCCAACACAGCUUCUCUCUGCAUGCCUGUGGUUGCUUCCUUCUGCCUGUGGGACAGUAUUUGCUCUCUUUGCUCCCAGUGAAUGUGUUUUACAAUUUCUUGCAAUAACAGAA
Messenger RNA from Grus americana (Whooping crane), 1754 nucleotides. RefSeq lists its product as uncharacterized. The transcript has 6 exons. The coding region runs from base 1 to 1191 and encodes 396 amino acids. Gene Ontology annotation, molecular function: DNA binding. The record is from RefSeq and is a predicted model, not a curated record. NCBI's taxonomy places the organism in Eukaryota, Metazoa, Chordata, Aves, Gruiformes, Gruidae.